ACUUGGAGAAAGUUUUUCUAUGCCUCCAUUGUGCAAGAUGGAUAAUGCAUGCCACCUUAGGGUGCUAAAAUAAUGUUUAGAAAUCACCCUAAGAUGCUUUCACAAAAGCCAGGGUAGAAGGGUAAAGCAUUAUUUUGUUGUUGAGGACAGUAGCUGAUGGGUAAUUGACACUUUACUUGGCCAUUGGAUAAUGGAAGGUGCACAUUAAAUUGAAUAUCAGUUUUCUCCCUUUUCAAGAGAAUUUCUCCAUUCCCCCUGAUGUCACUGCAACUACCUCCUCAUCCUCUUCGUCAGCACGCCCAGCAACUAUUGAUCUUCCUCCAUCAGGAAUCGUGAAAGGCACGCACAAGGGAUCCAAUCGAUCUAGUCUCAUGGACACUGCUGAUGGUGUCCCUGUAAGUAGCAGAGUCUCCACAAAAAUUCAACAGCUGCUCAACACCCUGAAACGACCAAAAAGGCCACCUCUGAAGGAAUUUUUUGUGGACGAUUUUGAAGAAAUCGUGGAAGUCCCGCAGCCUGACCCAAACCAGCCCAAACCAGAGGGGCGCCAGAUGACACCUGUUAAGGGGGAGCCACUGGGAGUCGUUUGUAAUUGGCCUCCUGCCUUAGAAGCAGCACUGCAGCGCUGGGGGACCACGCAGGCCAAAUGUCCUUGUCUGACCGCACUGGAUGUUACCGGAAAACCCGUCUAUACCCUGACGUAUGGUAAAUUGUGGAGCAGAAGCCUUAAGCUGGCCUACACGCUGCUUAAUAAACUGGGGACCAAAAAUGAACCUGUGUUAAAGCCUGGAGACAGGGUAGCCCUUGUUUACCCCAACAAUGACCCAGUCAUGUUCAUGGUGGCAUUUUACGGCUGUCUGCUAGCAGAAGUGAUCCCAGUGCCUAUAGAGGUACCUCUUACCAGAAAGGAUGCUGGUGGUCAGCAGAUUGGCUUCCUCUUGGGGAGCUGUGGCAUCACUUUGGCUCUCACCACUGAGGUUUGUCUAAAGGGGCUGCCAAAAACCCAGAAUGGGGAGAUUGUGCAGUUUAAAGGUUGGCCCAGACUCAAAUGGGUUGUGACAGACUCAAAGUAUCUCUCCAAGUCACCAAAGGACUGGCAGCCCAACAUCUCAACUGCAGGAACUGAGCCGGCAUAUAUUGAGUACAAGACCAGUAAGGAAGGCAGUGUGAUGGGGGUGACAGUGUCUCGGAUUGCCAUGCUGUCUCAUUGUCAGGCUCUGUCUCAGGCUUGCAACUACUCUGAAGGUGAAACCAUAGUGAAUGUUCUGGAUUUCAAGAAGGAUGCAGGGCUCUGGCAUGGCAUGUUAACGAAUGUAAUGAACAAGCUGCACACCCUCAGCGUGCCCUACUCCGUGAUGAAAACCUGUCCUCUCUCCUGGGUGCAGAGAGUUCAUACCCACAAAGCGAAGGUGGCUUUAGUGAAGUGUCGAGACCUGCACUGGGCCAUGAUGGCUCAUCGGGACCAAAGAGAUGUCAGCCUGAGUUCUCUGCGGAUGCUGAUUGUAACUGACGGUGCUAAUCCCUGGUCUGUUUCCUCAUGCGAUGCUUUCCUGAGUUUGUUUCAGAGCCAUGGGCUUAAACCUGAGGCAAUCUGUCCAUGUGCCACAUCUCCAGAAGCAAUGACUGUAGCAAUACGGAGGCCUGGUGUCCCUGGGGCACCCUUGCCCGGAAGAGCCAUCCUGUCCAUGAAUGGGCUAAGUUAUGGUGUUAUUCGUGUGAACACUGAAGACAAAAACUCUGCUCUCACGGUACAGGAUGUUGGCCAUGUGAUGCCGGGAGGAAUGAUGUGCAUUGUGAAACCCGAUGGAUCUCCUCAGCUCUGUAAAACAGAUGAGAUUGGAGAAAUCUGUGUUAGCUCCAGAACAGGAGGGAUGAUGUAUUAUGGGCUGGCUGGGGUGACAAAGAACACGUUUGAGGUUAUCCCUGUCAACUCGGCUGGUUCUCCAGUGGGCGACGUGCCGUUCGUCCGCUCAGGCUUGCUGGGGUUUGUUGGACCUGGUAGUUUGGUGUUUGUGGUAGGAAAAAUUGAUGGCUUGCUGACAGUUAGUGGGCGCAGACACAAUGCUGAUGACAUCGUUGCAACCGGAUUAGCAGUUGAAUCAAUAAAGACAGUCUACAGAGGAAGGAUUGCUGUGUUUUCAGUUUCUGUGUUCUACGAUGAGAGGAUCGUGGUGGUGGCAGAGCAGCGGCCAGAUGCUUCUGAAGAGGACAGUUUUCAGUGGAUGAGCCGAGUGCUGCAGGCAAUUGACAGCAUUCACCAAGUGGGUGUGUAUUGUCUUGCUCUGGUACCAGCCAACACUUUGCCAAAAACUCCUCUUGGAGGGAUCCAUAUCUCUCAAACCAAACAGCACUUUUUGGAGGGCUCGCUGCACCCGUGUAACAUCCUCAUGUGCCCGCACACAUGUGUGACCAACUUGCCAAAACCCAGGCAGAAACAACCAGGUGUUGGCCCUGCCUCUGUGAUAGUGGGGAACCUGGUUGCUGGGAAGCGCAUUGCUCAGGCUGCUGGGAGGGACCUUGGACAAAUAGAAGACAACGAUUUGGUUAGAAAGCACCAGUUCCUGACGGAGGUGUUACAGUGGAGAGCUCAAGCAACCCCUGAUCACACGCUCUUCCUUCUGCUAAAUGCCAAGGGAACUCCUGUGUGCACAGCCACCUGCCUCCAGCUGCACAAGAGAGCAGAGAGAAUUGCAUCAGUUCUGUACGACAAGGGACAUCUGAAUGCAGGAGACAACGUGGUGCUGCUCUAUCCUCCUGGCAUUGAACUCAUCGCUGCAUUCUAUGGCUGUUUGUAUGCUGGCUGCAUUCCUGUGACCGUUCGACCACCUCAUGCUCAGAACCUAACUGCGACUCUGCCCACUGUGCGAAUGAUCGUAGAUGUCAGCAAAGCUGCCUGCAUUCUCACAACUCAGACCUUAAUGAGACUACUGAAAUCCAGAGAGGCAGCUGCUGCUGUGGAUGUGAAAACCUGGCCAACCAUCAUUGACACAGAUGACUUGCCCAGGAAGCGGCUACCUCAGAUCUAUAAACCACCCACACCAGAGAUGUUGGCAUACCUAGAUUUUAGUGUGUCCACGACAGGCAUGCUUACGGGAGUGAAGAUGUCCCACUCAGCAGUGAAUGCGCUUUGCAGGGCGAUAAAGCUCCAGUGUGAGCUCUAUUCCUCUCGGCAGAUUGCCAUUUGUCUUGAUCCCUACUGCGGACUUGGCUUUACGCUCUGGUGCCUUUGCAGCGUGUAUUCUGGUCACCAGUCCAUCUUAAUUCCUCCUAUGGAGUUGGAAUCCAAUCUUUUCCUCUGGCUUUCCACUGUCAGUCAGUACAAAAUAAGGGACACUUUCUGUUCCUAUUCAGUCAUGGAGUUGUGCACAAAGGGACUUGGAAAUCAGGUUGAAGUGUUAAAGGCAAGAGGAAUUAAUCUGUCGUGUGUCCGGACCUGUGUGGUGGUUGCAGAAGAGCGGCCACGAAUUUCUCUCACCCAGUCCUUCUCCAAGCUUUUCAAAGACAUUGGCCUGUCAUCCCGUGCUGUGAGCACCACCUUUGGGUCAAGAGUCAACGUAGCUAUCUGUUUACAGGUACCAAAGGGGUAUUUAAUGUGGAUGACCAUUAUAACAGAAGUAUCGGCUGAAAAUAUUAACAUGUUCUUUAAUGUUAAUCUUUAGGGAACCUCUGGGCCUGACCCUACCACAGUGUACGUAGAUCUGAAAUCCUUAAGACAUGACAGAGUGCGUUUGGUAGAGAGGGGAGCUCCACAGAGCCUGCUGCUUUCGGAAUCUGGGAAGAUUUUGCCUGGAGUCAAAGUGAUUAUAGUCAAUCCUGAGACCAAGGGGCCUGUUGGAGAUUCUCACCUUGGGGAGAUUUGGGUGAACAGUCCCCACACGGCUAGUGGUUACUAUACCAUCUAUGAUAAUGAAUCCCUUCAAGCUGAUCAUUUCAACACUCGUCUGAGCUUUGGCGAUGCUGCUCAGACACUUUGGGCUAGAACUGGAUACCUUGGCUUUGUUCGCCGGACGGAGCUCACAGCUGCCAGUGGAGAUCGCCAUGAUGCACUGUAUGUCGUAGGAGCACUGGAUGAAACUUUGGAGCUGAGAGGACUCCGUUAUCAUCCAAUUGACAUAGAGACUUCAGUAUCUCGGACACACAGGAGCAUUGCUGAAUGUGCUGUGUUCACAUGGACCAACUUGCUGGUGGUAGUUGUGGAGCUAUGCGGCUGUGAACAGGAAGCCCUGGAUUUAGUCCCUCUAGUUACCAAUGUGGUUCUGGAAGAACAUUACCUAAUUGUGGGAGUUGUGGUGGUGGUGGAUCCAGGAGUUAUUCCCAUCAAUUCCAGAGGAGAAAAACAACGGAUGCAUCUCCGUGACAGUUUCCUGGCUGAUCAAUUAGAUCCCAUCUAUGUGGCGUAUAACAUGUAAUGGGGUAGAGGGGAUAAUGUUCACAAACUUUGUAGGACCACUAAAAUGACCAAUGGUGACUAUAGAAAUGAAGCUGGUGAAAAGUACUAAUACUUGAUGUAAAGUUUGUGAUCGCUACCAUAUUCCCUUCAUUUCAUCCUGUGGGAUUAUGAUCACAUCAACAACUGAGGGUCAAAUGGAAAUAUGGUAGACAAUGGAAAAUGUUUGUAACAGUUUACUUACUGAACAUUAGCUUUAUAGACAAUGCAAAGUUGACAAGUGUGUGAGUUACAAAAUUCCUAAGGCCUUUACAGUAGUGUUACUUUUUUCAUCUGUUGUACAUAUUUGUAUUUUUAUCUAAUACUGUUUUAUGAUUCUAUAAGGGGAGGGUUUAUUUACUUAAGAUAAUAAACUAUUAAGAAAAGAGUCAUCCGAGUCCUGCAGUUCCCCAGUAUAUAAUGUACUUUGCAACUGUACUGUAGCUAUUCGUUCCAUGGGAUCUCACUGCUUAUUUAAAAUUGUGCCAUGACCAAAUCCAAUAACCCCCUGAAAGUAAGAAUUACUUACUCGUAUAGAUAUUUCUUUAAUUUAAAAUGGAUUUUGCCUAUAUUUUUAAAAUGUAAAUAUUAAUAUACAUAAUUCACUUAGACAGAAAAUUGGCUUAAGUAAUGAUGACAUCUGAAGUAGAGGACUAUAAUUUUUGAAGUCCUUAACAUAAAUUACAUUUGGUUAGGCAACUAAUGUGAGAAAUGCAAAUCUUACAGAAGUUUUCUUAAUUCAGUAUGUAUGUAGUCUUUUAUUGCUGGCCAGAAUAUGUCAUAGUAUGUAGAAGCCUAUGUUUUUAAGUCACAUCUUUCUAAAUGAGGCUGAAGUAUUUAAG
Molecule: messenger RNA, 5268 nt
Organism: Emys orbicularis (European pond turtle)
Lineage: Eukaryota; Metazoa; Chordata; Testudines; Emydidae
Gene: DIP2B
Product: disco interacting protein 2 homolog B
Exons: 34
Source: RefSeq, a predicted model, not a curated record